AUGAGGAAGUCCAGCUGCGGCCAUGUGAUCGGAGUGCCUGUGACCUCCAAGGCGUACGCCUUAGAGGAGGCGACAACCAGGGGCGCCGGGGCGGCCAAGAAGGACGGCGAUCGCCUCGCCGUCUCGUUGACGCACCCGAGCCCCUACGCGUCCUUCGGCUACAAACACAGUAGCAAGGGUCAGGUGAUCCAUUGGGUGAACAAGCUGGGCAGACGGGCGCAGGGCUUCAGAGACCACGUGACCCUGGGGCCGAAGCUGUCGGAGACGGUGAAGGGGAAGCUCAGCCUGGGCGCGAGGAUCCUGCAGGCCGGCGGCGUGGAGCGGGCGGCUGCAGGCCAGCUCGAGGAGCCAGAAGCUCCAAGUCGGCGCGUCGUUCAGCAACUCGCCGCUCCAAGCCAGCUCGUCAAAGAGUGGCGUGUUGCUCCAGGCCGGCACGCAGUGGACCAUAGCGGCACGUGCAUCGUGGAUGACGUCAUGUCGCACCACUCCUUCUGUGCCUGCGACCGCACCAUCUGUUGUCGAUGUGUCCAUGACCGCUCCCUGUCGGUGGAGGUCGGCGACGCGGCAUCCAGCACGCCCGCACCCGUCGAGGUCGUCGAGGAGAAGUAG
This is a messenger RNA of Triticum turgidum subsp. durum (durum wheat), 609 nucleotides long. The record is from the annotation of a GenBank genome assembly. Lineage: Eukaryota; Viridiplantae; Streptophyta; Magnoliopsida; Poales; Poaceae.